Gilbertella persicaria is the source of this 804-nucleotide messenger RNA. RefSeq lists its product as uncharacterized. The transcript is spliced from 3 exons. The coding region runs from base 16 to 744 and encodes 242 amino acids. The record is from RefSeq and is a predicted model, not a curated record. Lineage: Eukaryota; Fungi; Mucoromycota; Mucoromycetes; Mucorales; Choanephoraceae.
UUUUUUCCUUUUGGUAUGGUGAAAAAGAAACCUCAGACAUUAAAAGAAAUAUUCCAGAAUAUUAGAAAUAAGUCAACUAAAGACGAUCAAGAAGAAAGGGAACUUCAGCGAGCUAUAGAAUUAAGCAAAAAAGAACAAGUGAAAGAACAAAAGAGACUACUAGAGCAGUUUUCUCGGAUCAGUAACAAGAAAAAGAGACUAGUACAGCAUAUUGAAGAGGAUGAAAAUGAUUUAUUUCAAACUGUCUCUAGUAGACCACAACCUGUAAAAAAAACAAAGAAGAUAAAGCAAGAACCAGUGAAUCAAGGCCCUUUAUUAGAGAUACCAGACUUGUCUGCCUUUUUAAAUGAACCAGACAAUCGAAACAGUGCCAUUUUGAUCGACGACGAUGAGGAUGAACAAGUAGAAGGAUUAUUUGAUGAUCAAAGACUCGAACCAGACAAUUCAAAUCAAGAAUUGACACUCAUAUCAGACUCGGACUGCAGUGUGAUUGACCUUGUCAAUCCUGACAACACACAUGAUCCAUUACCUGAAGAAGAGGACGACGGUUAUUUAUCACCAUUAGAAGGCUUUACAAACAUUAAAGAAAACCGAGAUAAUGCACUCUUUAAUCCAUUCUUUGAACAAUUCAAACAAAAAGAACCUACAAAACGAAAACGAAAAACUACGAAAAAUAAGACCACUACUGCGUCUUCUUCUAAAAAACGGUGGUACUUUAUGAACAAACGAAAGAAAAAGAAAUAAGAUAUUUUUUUGGACAAAUUAACUUGUGCAUUUAUUAAAAUAAAAUGAUGUGAUAUGCUC